Messenger RNA from Prunus dulcis (almond), 1234 nucleotides. Its product is annotated as KIN17-like protein. Bases 128 to 1033 code for a protein of 301 amino acids. Gene Ontology annotation, cellular component: nucleus. The transcript has 6 exons. Lineage: Eukaryota; Viridiplantae; Streptophyta; Magnoliopsida; Rosales; Rosaceae. Gene Ontology annotation, biological process: DNA damage response; DNA replication. The record is from RefSeq and is a predicted model, not a curated record. Gene Ontology annotation, molecular function: double-stranded DNA binding.
UAAAACCCUCAUCAGGUCCAGCCCUUCCGUCAUCUAGGAUUUAGAUUGCCAAUUCCCCAAUCAAAACACCACCCCAAUCCUGAUUCAAAUUACACCAAUAUUUCUGUAAUUCGGCGGUAAAAUCAUCAUGGGGAAGAACGACUUCCUAACCCCAAAGGCAAUUGCCAAUCGGAUCAAGGCCAAAGGACUUCAGAAGCUUCGAUGGUACUGCCAGAUGUGCCAGAAGCAAUGUCGAGACGAAAACGGCUUCAAAUGCCACUGCAUGAGCGAAAGCCACCAGCGACAGAUGCAGAUCUUCGGCGAAAACUCUAAUCGCAUAGUCGAUGGCUACUCCGAGGAGUUCGAGCAAAGUUUUCUCGAUUUGAUGAAACGAAGCCACCGGUUCAGCCGUAUCGCCGCCACCGUGGUCUACAACGAGUACAUCAACGACCGCCACCAUGUUCAUAUGAAUUCGACUGAGUGGGCCACGAUAACCGAGUUCGUGAAGCACUUGGGGAGGACGGAUCAAUCAGAAUUCGGAUCAACCCCUCAUUGUCCAUCUCUGAAAAUAAUUGAACAGAGAAAAUCCAAUGAUGCAGAAGUCGAGUCACUGCGAGAGGAAUACCAUCAAAGGGUUGCAACACUUGAAAGGAAGGUGUAUGCUCUUACAAAGGAAAGGGACACGCUUCGGCGGGAGCAGAAUAAGAAAAGUGAUGCAGCUGCUCUUCUGAAGGAAAAGGAUGAAAUAAUUAAUCAAGUUAUGGCUGAAGGUGAAGAGCUUUCAAAAAAGCAGGCUGCUCAAGAAGGACAGAUUAGGAAAUUAAGGGCUCAGAUCAGAGAGUUUGAAGAAGAGAAGAAAGGGUUGAUUACUAAACUUCAGGAAGGUGAUGCUGCUGUUGCCGUUGCUGAGGAGGUGAAGAAGAACAACCAUGUAGUAAGAAAGUUGGAGAAGCGUCAACAGAUUUGCACCCUUGACCAGCAUAUUGAAGAGCAAUUUGGUUGUGGUCGUCUAUUGGCUUGUAUCUCAUCACGACCUGGACAGUGGCUGUGCUGAUGGGUAUGUGACUUUAUUUGCCUAUGUCUGUUUCUAGUCAGCAGAUUUGUCAUAGGCAUAUUAGUGUAGUUACCAUAUUGCAAGGGCUGAAAUCUGGAUGAUAUCAGCUUCUUUUUAUUGUUGUUUUAAAGUGAGGUAUAUAUGGGUCUUAUGAAAUUUUUACAGAAAUAUAUUGGAGGGCAAAUAAUUUUAUUUUAGUUU